Messenger RNA from Suillus fuscotomentosus, 1374 nucleotides. RefSeq lists its product as uncharacterized. Lineage: Eukaryota; Fungi; Basidiomycota; Agaricomycetes; Boletales; Suillaceae. The transcript is spliced from 11 exons. The coding region runs from base 1 to 1374 and encodes 457 amino acids. The record is from RefSeq and is a predicted model, not a curated record.
AUGAUCCUACACCAAAAAUCUCGCUGCCCGGCCCUUCCGUUCUCGAUUUAUGGCCCCAACAUCGAUCUGGGCGCCCUUUUAGUGAGGGGGAGGCAUUCUACCAUCCUCCCGCACCAAAAAUUUCGCUGCCCGGCCCUUUCGUUCUCGACUUAUGGCCCGAACAUCGAUCUGGGUGCCCUUUUAGUGAGAGGGAGGGUAGAUGAGGGUGUAACUUUUUUUCGUCCAACUCUCUUGACUAACCCUUCUGGUAUCCUACUCUACAGCAUUCUACCAUCCUCCCGCACCAAAAAUCUCGCUGCCCGGCCCUUUCGUUCUCGACUUAUGGCCCGAACAUCGAUCUGGACACCCUUGAGUGACGAGGAGGGAAAGCAUUCUACCAUCCUCCCGCACCAAAAAUCUCGCUGCCCGACCCUUUCGUUCUCGACUUAUGGCCCGAACAUCGAUCUGGGCGCCCUUUUAGUGAGAGGGAGGGUAGAUGAGGGUGUAACUUUUUUUCGUUCAAACCUCUUGACUAACCCUUCUGGUAUCCUACUCUAUAGCAUUUUGCCAUCCUCCCGCACCAAAAAUCUCGCUGCCCGGACCUCCCGUUCUCGACUUAUGGCCCGAACAUCAGGGUUAGUUGGGCAUAGGGACGAGGAGGAAAGGGGUUGUACUAGCCCAGGCUCUAUCACUCUACUCUGCAACGUUCUGCAAUCCUCCUGCACCAAAAAUAUCGCCGCCCGGCCCUCCCGUUCUCGAUUUAUGGCCCGAACAUCGAUCUGGGCGCCCUUGAGUGACGAGGAGGGAAAGCAUGUUACCAUCCUCCCGCACCAAAAAUCGCGCCGCCCGCACCUCCCAUUCUCGACUUAUGACCCGAACAUUGUUCUGAGGGGGCUUAAGCGUUAUGGAGUGAAACAUUGGGAGGAGGGAAAGGGUACUACAAACCUCCCGCACCUAAGACCUCGCUGCCCGGACAUCCUGUUCCCGACUUAUGGCAUGAUCAUCGAUUGUUUUAUGCCCCUCCCGGAACAAAGUCCUCGCCGCCCCUACAUCUCACUCGAAAGCUAUCACUCGAACUUCACAUGCUGCGGAAACGAGAGGUGCAAUAACACGACAUCACCAUCGUUACUCCUGCCUCUCUUCACCGCGAUGUACGGCUCCCAUUUCAACUUUCUAGAACACAGGAACGAGACGCUGUCACGAGCCGUCAGCAUUAGGCAAGCGAACCAAAAGACAAGAAAACAAGAUCGUGCGCCGACUGAGAGCGCGACACAUCCAGAGCAUCAUUCAGCAUCGAGCCAAAAGAAUAGAACACGGCGCUCUCUGAAAUCAGGACAAGGCUAUGGCAUCAUCAGCGUCAGACGCAACAAGUGCGCCAUCAGGGUUGGGUAUUAA